This is a messenger RNA of Zingiber officinale, 1281 nucleotides long. RefSeq names its product transcription repressor MYB5-like. The record is from RefSeq and is a predicted model, not a curated record. NCBI's taxonomy places the organism in Eukaryota, Viridiplantae, Streptophyta, Magnoliopsida, Zingiberales, Zingiberaceae. The coding region runs from base 321 to 1100 and encodes 259 amino acids. The transcript has 2 exons.
CUUCCAAACCUAAUUACACAUGCAGCAUGGAGGUAGCUAACUAGGAAGAUAAGAUCCAGCGGUUAAUGGUCCCUACAAUGGUCGGCUCGUGCCGAUGUUAAAAGCUAAAGAAAACUGUGCAGAAAUCCUGCAAUUAAUUCAGUGAUCGAGAAUGCGUUGCCGCAAAGAAAUCUCCCUCAGCUAGCUUCCACCAAAAGGACUAACAAGACAAGGAAAUUAAAAGAAAAACAACCUCAUCUCGAAUUCCUUCUACGUUCUAUAACAACCCCUUCCAUUGGAACCAGCAGCUAGCUAGAGAGAGAAAUUAAGAGAGAUCAGAGAUGAGGCAUCCGGGAGGUGGAUCGACUAGUGCAGGGACGGGCACGCCGACCCCCUGCUGCAGCAAGAUCGGGAUGAAGCGCGGGCCGUGGACGGCGGAGGAGGACGAGGUGCUGGCCAGCUUCGUGCGGCAGGAGGGGGAGGGCCGGUGGCGCACGCUGCCGAAGCGCGCAGGGCUGCUCCGGUGCGGCAAGAGCUGCCGCCUCCGGUGGAUGAACUACCUCCGCCCCUCCAUCAAGCGCGGCCCCAUCGCUCCCGACGAGGAGGACCUCAUCCUUCGCCUCCACCGCCUCCUCGGCAACAGGUGGUCGCUGAUCGCCGGGCGCAUCCCCGGCCGCACGGACAACGAGAUCAAGAACUACUGGAACACGCACCUCAGCAAGAAGCUCAUCAAGCAAGGCAUCGAUCCUCGCACCCACAAGCCCUUCCUCACUGCACCAUCCACAACGACGCAAUCAUCUCCCAUAGAAAACCCUAAUUGCACUCCCUUACAGCAGCCCCCUCAAGUUCUGUCAUCCGGCACCAAUCAUUUCAACGCUGGUAAUGUCCUCGGAUGGUCGGGGCAGGUCGGCGGCGCCGACGACUUCUUCUGCAACGAUCCGAUCUUUGAUUCAUUCAUCACCCCGGAGAUGUUCGUGCAGCACGAUAGCAACGCCACUGUCCAUCACAGUGGAAGUGAUCAAAUCUUGGGCAACAAUAGGCAUGGUGAGAUGAUGAAUGAUCCGAGUUUUGGGCUUGAUGGAGGCUUAUGGGAGCAUACUUUCCAAUAUUACUUUGGUUAAUUUGGAUGAGCAAUGUUGCGUGGAAUUAAUUCGUAAGUUAUAUUAUCCAAUAUUGGAUCCACAUUUGUUUUCUUUCAAGAAAUUAUAGAACUAUUUAUGUGUGUGCGCAAUUGAGUAAUUGCAAGUAUAUCAAUGUCUUGUAUCAAGGAAACCGGUUAUGAAGGUGUAACUCUUAAUUAGU